GGGUGGGUGGAUAUUGCAUAUAAUUUAUUGGUCAGUGAUAUCUUUAUAACACUGACCUGAGAGCGAUGAAGAGGAAUCAAAGCCACGAUGAAGACUCUGUGUGUCGCUGCUCUUGUGCUGAGUCUCUCCUCAGUGUGCCAGCCUGCGCCGCUGGCCUGUGAGAAGCUGCUGCAGCCAGUGGACAAGGCUCCAGAUUUGACAAUUGGGAAUUGGCGAGUCAGAGCCAUGUCCUCUAAGAUAUGUUUGUGGUCAUUACUCAUGAGGUAUGUUAUAUGGCCAAGUGUUGAAGUGGACAUUACCUCUACAGAGACACCGAACAAAUGUAUUGACAACUACAAGGUGAAAGCAAUGUACGGAGUAUGCUCUAACCGUUCUGGAUAUGGACUCGUGUAUGAGAACAGCACAUCCACUGGCAAAUUGUUUCCAACAAAUAGCCCAUAUGAUGAACCAUUGGUGCUGCUGCAGAGUGGCUGUCCUGACUGUGUCGUUUGGAAGCAGGAUCACCCAUAUGCCGCCUACCUAUUGCUCUUCAGCAGGAGAAAGACCGUCAGUGCUGAGGAGAUGAAGGAGUUUGAGACACAGGCAGAGUGUCUCGGCUGGUCCAAGCCUCAGCUUUUUAACUCAGAUUAUGACUAUACAAACUGCAAGUCGAAGGAUGAGAUAAGCCCUGAUGACAUAUUUUCCGUGUUCAUUGCAAGACUGUCAAAUGUGAAUCUAGAUGUGUUUAAAUGUGUCAGAGAGUUGGUCCUCAAAUACCUCCCUGAUGUUUCCUUUUGUUUGUUUUACCUUCAUUUGAUGGCUUACAUAUCAGGCUCCUUACCUGUAAAUGAAUGUCCCCCUUGAUCACCAAAUUGGAUUGAAUCACUUUGAAUAAAGACCCCCAAUGUCUCAGCAAAAGCUAUGAGAUGUGAGACUAGACAUAAAGCAAUGUUUGAAUGUUUUUUCAAGGUGUAUCUUUGAAGAAGACCAAAAGUGUACGGCCAUGCUAGUGUUAGUUUGAGCUAAUAAAAACAUGUGAAUAUCUGCAUGCUCACA
Trematomus bernacchii (emerald rockcod) is the source of this 1035-nucleotide messenger RNA. RefSeq lists its product as uncharacterized. Bases 88 to 843 code for a protein of 251 amino acids. NCBI's taxonomy places the organism in Eukaryota, Metazoa, Chordata, Actinopteri, Perciformes, Nototheniidae. The transcript is spliced from 6 exons. The record is from RefSeq and is a predicted model, not a curated record.